AUGGCCCGGAAGAAGACAGACAUUCCAGAAGACCCCGCCCUUAGGAAUGAGUACUUUAACAAAUUUGCCGCCUCUGCACUAUACGAUGCUGAUUAUAUUGCAAUCUAUCUGGACGCCCAGCUUUCAGCAGAAACAGGAAUACCGUCGAUUUCUUCUCUCUUGACUCAUCCUGCUUGUAGAGCUCAAAAUCUGACCAUCGAUGCUUUUGUGACUACGCGUCCCUUCAUGGAGGAAACUGUAUCCGAAGCAGCCAUUGCUUCUGGCAAACCAGGGGCAAAUCUUAUGCUUACCAAUCCUAAUCUGUUCUACGGAUUUUGGGGCACGCAGUAUAACUCCAUAAUGGAUAUAGAUCCUGGAAGCUUCUACCCUACAGUUCUCGGCUGGGCAUAUAGCGUUUUGGGCAAACAACCCAUACCCGUUGGAGAUACUAAGUCGGCAAAGAAGCCUCCGGCUAAGUACCAGAUAAUAACAACGUGUGUCGAUGGGCAUGGGCUGAAGGCCAUAGAAGCCUAUGAACCCACCUUCAAAAGCAACUUUACUGAGUUAGAUGGAAGUCUGACUAAUUGGGUUUGCGCUCGCCCGUGCCAAAAGACCCCUUGGAGCUUUUACAAAGAGUUCCGAUUUCCUGUCAAUGACAAUCUACUUGUCGAAGACCAAAUCAUCAGGCAGGGGCGCGAUCUAUCGGACCCUGCACCUCAGAGCCUACACACUAUCACGAGCUUCAAACGGAAAUAUGGAGGCUCUGGAACUACCAACACAUCUAUAGAGAGGAUACAAAAGCCCACCAGCGCACACCCUCGUUGUCUCCAGUGUGGCUGUCUUGCUCGACCACAACUUAAACCGGCAAACCCAAAAGGUAGCCAGCUUCCGACGCCUAUAAAGACAUGGUAUACAACAGUAUGUAAGGAUAUUUGGCCUGAGCUAGAUGGUGAGGCCAUGGACAUCAUUCUGCGACAUCACUACACGUACCUACCUGCCAAUAAGAAGCCCCCCAAACCUCGUGGGGGAUGCCGGCGGAAACUGGUCAUAAUAGAACUGGGCUGUUCCUCUAAGUCAGCCCUUAUCCGCGCUGAGCACGACAGGGUUCUAGCAGAAGGCAAAGGGACUGUUAAUUUGAUCAGAAUGGGUAAGAACGAAGGCGAUCUUCAGCGAGAUACAUCCAUGGAUGAGCAGGCGAUUGAGCAGGCGAAGGCAGAACGGGUUGAGAUAAACUUUGAGGCACUAUAUUAUCCCAUCGUCGCCCCCACAAUAACGGACGGAAUUGCUACGCUCCAAGAGUUCAUUGAUACACGUGAUAGCUGGAUUCAAGAGUGGGAUGAUCCGAAACGCCGUGCUUUGAGAUACUCCAAAAAGAAGUGA
This is a messenger RNA of Giardia duodenalis, 1359 nucleotides long. RefSeq lists its product as uncharacterized. NCBI's taxonomy places the organism in Eukaryota, Fornicata, Diplomonadida, Hexamitidae. Bases 1 to 1359 code for a protein of 452 amino acids. The transcript has a single exon. The record is from RefSeq and is a predicted model, not a curated record.